Messenger RNA from Alternaria arbusti, 3225 nucleotides. RefSeq lists its product as uncharacterized. The record is from RefSeq and is a predicted model, not a curated record. The transcript is spliced from 3 exons. Lineage: Eukaryota; Fungi; Ascomycota; Dothideomycetes; Pleosporales; Pleosporaceae. Bases 1 to 3225 code for a protein of 1074 amino acids.
AUGGAAGCCCUAACAGCCAUUGGCUUAAUCGCCAAUGUCAUUCAGUUUGUCGACCUUGGCGCAAAGCUUGUCGGCUCUGCGAAGGAAAUGCGCGACUCUGCCAGCGGCAUGACGUUGGAGAACAAGAGCCUAGAGGAAGUCACCAUUGAGAUGCGCGAUCUAAGUUCGAGCCUGGACCCUCCCACCACGAACGCGGAAAGCUACGAUGAGCGAGUCCUCCGUCAGUUAGCUCAGGAGUGCCGUGAGCUGUCAGACCAGAUCCUCCGCCUUCUGAAGAAGAUUGCUCCAACUAAGCCAGGCUCGAGGCGUCAAAUCGUAGGCUCAUUGAUAAAGAAUCAGAAGUACAGAAAAGAGAAGAAAGAACUCGGAGAGAAGCUAGCAGACUGCCGCAAACGGCUGCAUCUGCAAUUCGACAAGUUUACCAGUUCGAAAGUACAUGCGCAGCUCCAGGCCCUCGGAAAUCAUGCGCAAUCAAACCAAGCAAUCUUGCAAACGUUACCGCAACAGAUCGAGCGUAUUCGCCGAGGCACAUGUGUUGCUUCCUUGGGUGUUGAAGCCCUAGAUCAGUUGAAAGACCUACUUGGAUUGACGGAAGUAGCUCAAGAAUCGGUCGUAGCUCGGAGUUUCCUCAAUGAUCUUGCGUUUGAAGGAAUGGAGGCCAGAGCUGAUGUCAUUGCGAAAGAGCACAGCGAGACCUUUCGAUGGAUUGUGGAGCAAGAUGCAGAUGUCGACGAUGUCACAUUGCAAACUAACGCUCGCGAACAAUACCUUUCAUGGCUACAUCAUGCUUGUGGAAUCUUCCAUAUCGCGGGAAAGCUGGGGUCUGGCAAAUCCACACUCAUGAAAUUCCUGUACAAGCAUCCGGAAACACGUAAACAGCUGUUGGCGUGGGCAGAUAACAAAACGCUGGUGAUGGCAAGCCACUUCUUCUGGAAACCCGCGAAGCUGAAUUUACAAAAGUCACUCACCGGAUUGGAGAGAUCGUCACUUUAUCAACUGCUGUCAUCCCACCAGGAGUUGACGAAGAAGGCAUUUCCAGGUAUUUGGGAACAUAGGAUGAGCAUCAAAGACGGUCGGAUGGAGCUACCACACAGUCUCUCCUCGGAUGAAAUUCGCGAUGGCUUCAUGGCCCUCCUAAGAGAUGAGACCGUCCAGCAAUCAUAUCGAUUCUGUUUCUUCAUCGACGCUUUGGACGAGUACGAGGACAUACCCCAAUAUGAUCAGAAACACAUGGUCGACACACUCCGCAAGUGGACACAGAUCUCUCCAAACUCCAUCAAGCUAUGUGUAUCCAGCCGGGAAGAGAAUGUAUUUGAGAACGCUUUUGCUGGAGAUCCAAGGAUACGAUUGCAAGAUCUCACCAGGCACGACAUGGAGUGUUUCGUACGUUCUAGGCUCGAAUCUGUGCAAGACCACAACACCCGAGAACGUCUCACAAGUGAGAUUGUCAAGAAAUCAGAUGGCAUCUUCUUCUGGGUUGUACUCGUCACCAAACAGCUCCGACAAGCGUUGGAGGACGGUGAUGCUGCCUCUGUUUUUGAGAGGGAGUUGGCCACACUGCCUACUGAGUUGAAGAAGCUGUUCAAUCAUCUUCUUAACUCCAUCUCCCCAUUCUGCAUGGAAAGAGCGCGUCGAAUCUUUUCUAUGGUGCUGAAACACGAGACAUUGCCGAUCAAACUAUCGCUGCUUUCUUGUCUACACCUCGAUGAAAAUGAAAUGAACGCACAAUCAUCCAUGGAGGAGCCUGAUACGUUGCCUGUCCUGGACUACCAAGACGGACAAGACCCACACAAAUGGUACAAAGCGCAUGAAAAACAAGCUCGGAGACAACUACACAAGUAUUGUAGAGGACUGGUCGAGGAUCGAGUCAACCCUGAAGUCUGCAAGCAAGAAGGGGGGUCUGCGGACCCCAUACCUGAGCCCGACCCUUCUAAACCCGCUGGGUCGAGAUGCAUCCUGUUCGUACAUCGCACUGUCAUCGAGUUUCUUGAAGAAUCAGCAAUUCUGAAGCACGAAUUGGGCGAGUUCGAUGCGAUUGAUGCAAUCUCCCAGUCGCAUUUGGCAGAAUUCCAACGCAUACCUUCUUCUCUUAUCAACCCGCUGUACUGGACAUACCUAUACAGUAAAAUCAUCGAGCUACGGUUUCAUUCUGGAAAAGAUAGGUUGCAGUUCGACUUCAUUGUGCAGCUGGAGCAUUUGAUCUCACGAAAAUUUCCGGGUUGGCUGGAGAACGAGCUACCUCCCGCCGAGCAAUGCGUUCAGACUGCACACAAUCACUGUGUUGUGUGCAUUAGAGAAACAGACGUUAAAGACUCGAAAGGCCGUAUGCGUCCUAUCCGACCCAAAGCUCCAGCUUCUAUCUUGGCCUGGCAUGGUAACACUUCAUAUAUACUUUGGCGGAUUACAAGGCAUGACGAACCACCGCUAUCUGAUCAGACACGCGGCAUCGUCCUACACUGUUUGAUGCGUAGGUUGGACAUGACCGAGAAAGCUGAAGAGCUUGAGGGAAUCGUGGCCUGCUUUGGAAAACUCUUGAACGAACGCGAAUCUCCUGUUACACGCUUCUUGUGGGCCAAUUUUGUCCAACUUUGUUCUACAUCCCUACGCCACAAUGAUUCCUUAUGGUCUCGUACUAUAGGUCAGCUCAUCGUCCUUUUUUUGGAAAAGUACGAGAGGAACGUUGUCCACAGAACGGAAAUUCGUUUUGGGGGACGGGGGGAGGCCGGAGGUUGGGACUAUACAAUUAUGAAUGUGAAAGUACAAGGCAAGACGGUAGCGAGUAUGAGUUUCAUGCAGUUUGAACCUGGAACGACUUGCUAUACUCUUGACAACCAAUUCGGCGGCAACGCCUCAAUAGAGCAGCUGGUGAAGUUAUGGCAUCUCGAGAACGAGCGAGAAAUUCUUGGAUUGCUAGAACAGGAGCGUGAGGCAAUGGAAAGGAAAGAACAAGCCGUGGACCUGGUCGCCACGGCCCAGGAAGCCUCUGAGGAAAGCUCAUCCGACGGCACCCCAGCUUCCGAUACAGUGUCUAGGCGGCUUCAAAGGAUCGACAGUGCCGCCGAAAUUCGAGAUGAAGGCGGCGUAACAGCGUCUUGUCUGCCCGUCGAAACCAAAGCAGACGUCGAUCCACCCCAACUCAAGGCCGCCAAAACCCGCUCUAUUCGUGCAUCGGGUAUCGCGACAACCAUCGCCCUUCUAGGUGAGAAGAUUCCAUUGAGAAACUGA